AUGAUGAAAACACACAUCAAGUUAUAUUCAAAAUCAAAUAGUUGUUUCUUAAUUAUGACGAUGAAAUCUUCAUUAGCGAUCAUCCUUUUGGUGCUCUUUCACAUUGUUGGGUUGGUAGUUUCCGACCCUCCUCCGUACCACGCUAAUGAAUCUUCACCUUCAUACGAGUUAUCUGCUGUAACGAAUAAACCUCCAAAGACUUCACCAAAAAAGUCUCCACCACCUCCGUACCGACGAUCACCACCGCCGCCGCCACCUCAUUCUGAAAAGCCUUUUGACUUCCUUAUGUUGGCUGAGAUAUGGCCAGAAACUUACUGCAUCAUGAUGAACCAAGUUUGUAGAAAAAUUACACCCUCAAAAUUUGUAAUACACGGCCUGUGGCCGAGCAACAGCGAUAUAGCUGAUUCUCAGCCACGUAAUUGUCAUAACACAACUGAACCAGAUAUUUCUUCAUUUUCAUUUAAGAAAGACCUACAAAAGGAGUGGCCGUCUUUGAGAUCUUAUCAGAAUACUUCAGUUGAGGACACUACCCUCUGGAUGAGACAAUGGAAUUAUCAUGGAACUUGCAGCUUAAUGACUCCAGAGAAAUAUUUUGAGGAGACAAUCAAAAUUCACAAGAGAGUUAAUUUAAAGUUCACCCUUAACAAAGCAGGUCUUCCUCCAACUAAUAGAAGACCUCACCAAUUGUCUAAUAUUUUCAGUGCCAUCAAGAACCGUAUUGGAUUUAAGCCUCAAAUUCAAUGUUAUCAAAUUCACAACACAUUCUAUUUGCGAGAAAUAAGAGUGUGUGUGGACAAAAGCACACCACACGGUUACAUUGAUUGUCCUAGAGACUAUGUUGAUUGCGGAAGUAAUGUAGUAUACUUUCCUGAAAAAGAAUAA
Messenger RNA from Vicia faba (fava bean), 882 nucleotides. The record is from the annotation of a GenBank genome assembly. NCBI's taxonomy places the organism in Eukaryota, Viridiplantae, Streptophyta, Magnoliopsida, Fabales, Fabaceae.